This is a messenger RNA of Penaeus monodon (black tiger shrimp), 699 nucleotides long. RefSeq lists its product as uncharacterized. Lineage: Eukaryota; Metazoa; Arthropoda; Malacostraca; Decapoda; Penaeidae. The transcript is spliced from 4 exons. The record is from RefSeq and is a predicted model, not a curated record. The coding region runs from base 1 to 699 and encodes 232 amino acids.
AUGGUGUAUAGGGUGGCAAAGCAGAGAGAUAAAGAAGCAAAGGAUGUACAACAAAUCAGGCUGAUGGAGGAUGCUGAGGAUAAAGUGUUGACCAUCGAAGAAGAGGUGCUGCAGAGAUGGAAAGACUACUUGGGAGGGCUGAUGAAUGUUGAAAACCCCAGGGAAAUGAGAGGAAAAUGGGGUGAAGGCAGAAGUGAGAGAAUGUCAGGUGAGUGGAGAAGAGCCAUUUGCAAGAACAAAGGAGAUGCACAGAAUUGUGCUAACUGCCGGGGCAUCAAACUAAUGAGUCAUAUAAGAAAGUUGUGGGAAAAGGGUGAUACACACAAGUCUAAGGAGUUACUGCAGAAGUUUGACACCCCGGGGAGAAGUACCACAGAUGCCAUCUUUGUACUGCGAAUGUUGAUGGAAAAGUACAGGGAAAGACAAAGGCAACCGGGUUGCAUGUUUUUGGAACUGAAGAAGAGAUAUGACAAAGUACCAAGAGAGGAUCUGUGGCACUGCAUGCAGGAGUCAUCUAUACCGGAAGUGUUUCUAACAUGUCCCUCACUGUGUCAUUCCUUAUUUUGUUUUUUCCGUGCGAGACUCAGAGUGAAUCUUAACAUUCGCAUCUCUGCCACCUCCAUCUUGGCGUCUUGUAACUUUGUUACUGGUACUGUCUCCAUUCCAUGCAACAUUGCUGGUCUUACACAUAUCCUAUAG